AUGGAGGCAUUUUUUGAGGAAAACAGAGAUUCAUACGUUAAGCAGGUGGCUGCCUUCAAACCUGCGCCAAGCCAAGGCGCAAGCGCCAGCACCGAGUCGGGUGGGGAUACAUGCAUAGGAGCACGUAUUCGGCCGCUGCUACCAAAAGAGAUCGAGGACCACGAAGUUGCUGGCGUCUGCGCACGAUCUAAAGAGGGGUAUGCAGAUGUCCACGAGUUACGACGUAAAGUCAAUGGCCAGGCAGCAUUAAACUCGUCCAGUUUCCGACUUGACAAAGUGUACGGGCCAGACCAGAUGUCAGAAGAUGUCUAUCAGGACCUUGUUGCACCACUGGUUCCAUGGGCGUGGGGAGGUGGAAUCAGCACCUUGUUUGCCUACGGCCAGACAGGAUCCGGGAAGACGCACAGUGUCAGCGAGUUGGAGAAACUGGCCGCUGCCGAACUUAUGAAUGGCAAGCUUGAAGGAGGCCGUGAUAUAUACAUCUGCGCGUUUGAGCUAGUUGGAAAGGAGGCGUUUGACCUCCUAAAUGACCGCCGAAAGAUUGUUGUCAUGGAAGAUGCCUUUGGCGAGUCUCAACUUGUAGGUGCUAUUGAGGAAAAGCCGGCCACUGCAGAAGAACUUCUUUCGCAUAUUGACCGCAGCAUGUCUUUCCGAAAGACAGCAGCCACUGUCAAGAACGAUAGUUCGUCUCGCUCUCAUGCGAUGGCCUGUUAUAUUGAUCUUGCCGGGAGUGAGGUAGAUAGAGACGUCAAGGAGCACUCCAAAGACCGGAUGAAAGAGACUCGAGAUAUCAAUAUGUCCCUGUCAACGCUGAAGGAUUGCAUCCGGGGUAGAGCAAUGUGGAAUAUGACGGAUGGCGUGGCCUUGAACAAGAGGGCGAUGAAUGUCCACGUUCCGUUCCGGAGUAGCGUCCUUACGAAAGUGCUGAAGCAUGUCUUUGACGUGAAGGGCGACCGUUACUGCAAAACUGCUAUACUGGCGUGUGUUAAACCCAACGCAGCAGACGCCGGACCCAGUAAGAACACCCUACGAUACGCCGAGCUCCUCCGGGUGCCAGCCCCAAAGACCAAGCCUGCACCCUACAAUGUCAAUAUACCAAGCACUUGGUCCCACCAAGCCCUAACAGAAUGGAUCGAGAAGAACUCCGGCACCCCAGCCAUCUCUCCCGCCCUCGUCGCCCCCACCGAAACAGGAACCCAACUAUGCAAACUCCCCAAAGGCGAGUUUGUUGCCCGCUGUCUCAAAUCCCCCGAUAUCUCCCCCGAGCAUGCCCGCGCCUUCUACGACAAGUUGUGGCGUCUGCACAUUGACUCGCGCAGCGCCCGUAACGCCGCCUCUGAGACAGCCCCUGCCGUAUUGCCAGGGGACGCGCCGGCUACGAAGUCAGAUGUGCCGUUUCAGGAGCGUCUGCGGCCGGGGAUGAUGGUACGAAUUAAGCCGGAAUUUGGGGGGUAUACAAAGUACUACAUGAUUCUUAGUCCCGAUGGCGCAUUUGAAAAGGAUGCGGAGAGCCGAGAGGAGGUUAUGGCUAAACGAAUAUAUAUCUGCGCGCCUGUCGUGGACGCUGUGAUGUCGGAUGCGUAUAAUCUGGUUAUGGAGAUGCCAAAGCAGGUUGCUGUGGACGCUAUGGAGGCCGAGGUUUUGAUGGAAUGGGAUUCCCCAACUCGGUAUUGGUUUAUGACGAUUUAA
Pseudogymnoascus destructans is the source of this 1689-nucleotide messenger RNA. RefSeq lists its product as uncharacterized. Gene Ontology annotation, biological process: microtubule-based movement. The record is from RefSeq and is a predicted model, not a curated record. Bases 1 to 1689 code for a protein of 562 amino acids. NCBI's taxonomy places the organism in Eukaryota, Fungi, Ascomycota, Leotiomycetes, Thelebolales, Thelebolaceae. Gene Ontology annotation, molecular function: ATP binding; microtubule motor activity; microtubule binding. The transcript has 5 exons.